Molecule: messenger RNA, 3864 nt
Organism: Patiria miniata (bat star)
Lineage: Eukaryota; Metazoa; Echinodermata; Asteroidea; Valvatida; Asterinidae
Product: sushi domain-containing protein 2-like
Exons: 19
Coding region: 13-3402 (1129 amino acids)
Biological process (GO): cell-matrix adhesion
Source: RefSeq, a predicted model, not a curated record
GUCCCUCAACAAAUGAUCCUGAUAGCUCCUUUCUACGCCAACGUGGACAUCAUGGAGAGCGGACAGAUCUUCUACCGGCAGAGCACUGAGAAGGAUCUGAUGGACCGGUGCGAUCGAGCAAUCAACCAGUACUUCAUCUACCACGCUGACUUCAGGACCAAAUUGAUGGUCAUCGCUACCUGGGAUGGGGUCAGCUUUUUCGGCUACCAAGGCGGUUCUGCCCCGGUGAAUACAUUCCAGGUUGUCUUGGCAACCGAUGAGUUUGAAACGUUCGCCUUUUUCCGUUAUAAAAGUAUUCAGUGGACUACCGGUGUCGAAAGUGGAGGAUCAGCCAGCACUGGUCUCGGUGGGAAUGCUGCGAUCAUGGGUUUCAAUGCGGGAGAUGACGACAAUUACUACAUAGAGAAUCUGUACAGCGGCCAAUCACAAGAACUGAAGAAACUGCCGCAGAACACCAACAACGACGAGACAGGCAUGUUCGUGUAUCAAAUCAGUCGCAUCAACGUGCAGUACCCGGUCUGCAGAGGUGAGAUUAAAACCUUCCCUCGCUACGAUUCCAUGCUGGGUCAAUCGUUGCUCCUCGUGGCCGGACCCUGCUUCCUUCCGUCAGGCAACUACACGUUACUCUUCGGUGACGUGAACGAGCCCAAGGCCAUCCAGAACUGUACCUACCACACCAAGUGGAUGGUGUACUGCUUCACACCGACCUUAUUUGAGGUGAACCGCCGGAUGCCAAUUCAACUGUCCGACAAUGAAGGCGUGGACUGGGCCUACACCGGCCUGUUUGAAAUAGUGAAAAUUGGAGAUACGCCACAGCGCGUGACCCGUGUGAACCCGGACAGCGAGGCGUGGCUUCGCGCCGACCGACCAGUCACCAUCGAGUGGAACCCCAAGUUAAUCAACUUCACCCAGGUCCGCAUUGACGUGUUGGCUUACGGCGAGCCAAUAGACCCUGAUACUGGCCUGCCCGGACCGCCUACCUGGGAAGAGAUUGACGAGGUGUCCUAUACUGUGCCGAACACCGGCAUGUACACGUGGACAUCGCGGGCAGCUUCCCAGGUGAGCGACAAGAACUGCAUCGGUAUCAUCAGGGUCACGCCAAGCUUUCAACGUGACGACCUGGCACUCUGGAGCGACCUGCACUUCCUUGGCUACAUCAUGAACGGCAUGUUCCAGAACGACACAUCGACCUACUCCAACCUCCGCUGUGACGAGUUCUACGAACGGGAGAAGGCGGCUGGAGUCGAUAAGGAACUCCUCAACAGCCUGCGUCCCUGCCCCUGCAACCUGACCCAGGCACUGGCCGACAGGGGGCGCUUCAAGCCCGACCCCAUGUGCAACAUGGACGACACCGUGCAAAACCGUACCCAGGAGUAUUGUCGUUUCAAAGACGACGUGGUUCACUGCGUCACCAGCAUCGUCCCUUCCGAUGGCCACGACUCGACCUGCUGCUACGAUGAGUGGGAGAAUCUAGUCUACGCAGGAGACAGCUCAUCAGGGAGCUUCUCGCGAAGGGUCACCGUGGAGGGCAUUCCGCUCUAUAACGAAUCUGGAAAGGUGCCCGAGUUGUCCUCGGGGAUCGCCGACCUCGCCCCAUACUACAUGUGCUGCAUAUGGGGCGACCACUGCGACUAUUACCAGAAGGUCAGACCUACUCGUGACUGCGCGUGGUACCGUAAUGUCCGGCCAGCGACUGUGUACGGAGACCCUCACUUUGCGACCUUCGACGGUGUUGAGUACACCUUUAAUGCUAAGGGCGAGUACACGCUAUUGGACACCACGUCGGCAUCCCAGACACAAUUCAGACUUCAGGGACGGUUCGAGGAAAUCCUCGACCGAAAUGGCGUACGUAGGAAUGCAACUGUACUGACAGCUGUGGGGAUGCAGCAAGACGACAAGGAAAAGAUCAUGAUCCGCAAGUCCGAUCGGACCGUCCUGGAGAUUUUUAUCGACACCGAGCUCCUGGAGAUCGACGACCAGACCACCAUACGCGAUGGCCCUUUCUUUCUAACCUUCCCCCAGGAGAAGCAGACGGGGAACUUGACCCAGAUCAUCGUGACAUUUAUCGACUCGGAGUUUGCGGUGGUCGUCGACGGCACACAGGAAAUGCUGACCGCGCAGGUCCUGGUGCCUUACCGAUUCAAGAACUGCUCGACGGGACUCUUCGGCUCGUGGGACGACAACAGGGACAACGAUCUUCGCUCCAGGUCCGGGACGCUGUUCGAUCCCGACGACCCACCGGAGACCCUCUACAGCGACUUUGGUCAAUCCUGGGAGAUAGUUCCCGACCAAUCCUUGUUUCACUACGAUAAGGGUCUUGGCCACGACUACUACCAGGACCCUAGCUUCGUGCCAGAUUUCUUCCCACCGACGGACUCGGAGUGGAAUGGGACGGAGGAACUGGACCGGAUCUGCCAGGCCAAUCCGUACUGCGAGUAUGACUUCCUGACCACGGGGAUCACCGAGCUGGCUAAAGUCACCAUGCUGGCCUAUGAGCAGUACUGGAUAGCCUACGGAGCUUCCUUCGAUUUAAUCACCUGUGCCAAUCUUGAGACUCCUAAAAACGGCAACAAGACGUUCCUGGGCAAUGCACACAAUCAGCUGGGAUCGGAGGUGGAAUUUUCCUGCGGAGAUAAGUUUUUCCUAAUCGGUUCCCCACACCGGGUGUGUGAGCCACCCCAGGACAGCCAAGGAGAGUUCCUCCAGGGUAAUUGGAGUAGCAACUCAAUCGUCAACGAAUGUAUCGAGAUCAAGUGCGAGGAGCUCCCAGCUCCACACCACGGAACCAGAGUGUACACAUUAAAUGAUGGCGUGAUAACAGCCGUCUUUGAGUGUGAAAAAGGCUACUGGCUGGAAGGGAGUGCGUCCAGAAUAUGUACAGAGAAUAUGACAUGGACUGGAAGGGAGGCCUGGUGCGUCGCGAUCACUACGCCGGAGCAGAGCACGGCACACACUGAGAGCGCGGCACACACGACGGAUGAAGUAUUCACGCCAACGAAAAACCCCCAAACAACUAAAGAAAAACCCGUUGGAGACGAUAACAGGGUGGUCAUUAUUGUGUGCUCGGUCAUCGGAGCUAUCAUCUUGGCCAUCCUCCUAGCUGCCGGGAUGUACUUCCUCCUGGUGAACCGUUCGUCAACGCCUCACAGUUUCACGAUCCCGCAGCCCGAGGACGCCCCCGUCCAGCCGGGCGACUCCAUUGCCCUGGGGGAGCCUCGAUACAUGAAUUUUGGGGAGUCUCAAUACACAGGGACAGGGGAGCAUAAUUACAUCGAGCCUGACUCGACGGACGCUGUGAACGUGGUCGAGGCAUUGGAUCUAAAAGACAUCGUCGGUGUGUUCGAAAAGAAAGAAAAGUCGGAGGAUGAGGAAUCCUCGACCUCCGACAGUGAUAGUGAAUAAAUUCGGUAAAGAAAAACCGAAGGAAGUUAUGUUCAUAGACUUGAUUUAACGCUGUUUCGGAUUCGAUAGACUUUAGACCAUGACUUGUUUAACUGUGACGUCACGCCGACAGGCAACCACUGGGCAACCCAAACAUUUAAGCAUCUUUUACAGCCAUUACUUUAGAGUAUAUGUCAACAAUUUCAAACCAUCCAUAAAAAUUAUUUCAAAAGAUGAACGUGCAGUGCAUAAGAGAACCCUCCGCUGAAAGAUCGAAUCACGUGAUCACAACAUUCGAUAUGCAACCAAAUGUAAAAUGAUUGGUAUUAUUUGCAUUGAACUCUUCUUAAAGUGUCUGUUUUUUGUGUAGGGAAACGCGCAUCUAGAUUUCAUGUGCGUACAGUUGUUGCCGAAUUGAACAAGAAAACAUUUGAAAGAUGGCUGCUUGUAUGCAAGGGUCUUGUGCCAAAAUGAAGAAUGCCC